AUGGCUGACAAGCAGAAAAAGUUUGAUGCAUGUUUAAUUCGUACAGGUAGUGAUAAUUUUAUUGUUGCUGAAUGGCAUCAGUUAGUAACAACUGCUAAUAAAUCAAAACUUACUGUUGGAUCAUGUUCGCUGAAAGUAUGUGAAAAACAAAAAGAAUUAUUCAUGGCAAAGGUUAAUAGCAAAAAGAUUCCGGCACAAAAGUUUAAUGAAAAAGAUGAAUGUGCAUCAGAAUCAACUGGUAUUUCGAAUAGUAAAAAUGAAUUACAAUCAAACGACGAAGACUCGUCUGACUCGAAUGAUGCAUGUUUGGAAAUUGAUACUGAAGAGGAAGAAAGUUGUGAUGAAAAUGAAUCAAAACAGAUUCAAUCUAAUGAAGCAACACUCAAUCAACCACAAAAUAAUAAUCGAUCCAACACAUCAGAAACAUUAUCAUUAAGUACUGCUCAUAUAGGAGCUCGUCCAACCGACCCGACUGUUAUAAGAUAUUUUGUGCGUAUGGGACAAUCAUUCUCCUCUCCUGAUGAUAUGGAAGAAGGACAAGGUGAAAAGUUGAUCAAGAUUUGUGAUCGAUUAAAUAUGAGUGAAGAACAAUUAAAUAGACUACAUAAGCCAAACGGUACAAGAACAGCUCGUGCUAUUAUACGUGCCUGUUAUCCACUACAUGCUAGAAUGGCUGCUCUGGAAGAAGGUAUUGAUGAUGAUCUUCGACAAGCUGUUCACGAUUAUGUCAACAUGUUUCAUGGAAUGGAAUGUCUGACGGAGGGAAAAAUUAAUGAAAGUAUUAACAACGUUUUUCGUAGUGCCAAAAGUCAGCAAAAACCAGACGGAAAAAAUGAAUCUCAACAAUUAGUGAAAGAAUGCGAGCAGUUAAAUGAGGAUUUAGCUCAGUUGGCUCAAACUAGCACUGAUUUCGUCAAUGAAUCUACUAGCACUGUUGCUUCCUCUAAUGAUCAAUCGCAACACUAUAGUGAUGAUUUUUCGCUUCCAAAUUUUACAUAUGCAACAAUGAAUGAGUCUUAUGAAUCUCAACAUCAAGAAAAUAUACUUUCGAGAAGUUCAAAUUCACUAUCAAGACCUAUUGAAAAAGUAGAUUUAGCUACAACCUUAGUCGCCUUGAAAAAUCGUCAUUCUUUAUCAGCAGUCUGCAUCAACGAUAUAUGUUCAUUGUUGUGUGUUUUAAAAGUUCCUGACGCUCCUCGUAGUUGGUUUCAAGUUAAAAAAGCACUUAAUAAAACAUGUGCAUCAAUUCUUGAUCGAACAAUGUGGUGGAUAUGUCCAAGUUGUAAAAAGGCCUCUGAUGAUAAGUUUACUUGCUCAAAUCUUAAUUGUAGCUGGCGUUUUGCUCCUCCUGCAUCGAUGCCAACUUAUUUUUAUACUUUUAAUAUACGUGAUCAACUUGCUUCAGUAUUAGCCACCACAUCAGAUAUGCAUUUACCGAAACGCACAAAUGCUACACCACAUGCAAUUUUAUCAAUGAAAGAUAUUAUCGAUGGUAAUUACUAUCGAAAACUACUAAAUGAAGAAUCUGAUGACUUUUUAACACUAACUAUGAGUACAGACGGAAUACAACCAUUUAAAAGUACUGAGAAAUCGAUAUGGCCUGUAACUUUUAUAAUUAAUGAAAUUAAACGUAAAAAGCGAUUUAGCUUCCAAAAUUUAAUACUUGGUGGAGUUUGGCCUGGUCCUACAAAACCAAAGCGAUUUGAAAUGUCAGCUGUUUUGGAAACAAUUAUUCUUCAACUUAAACAGUUGGAGAAAGGAUCUUAUUUUGAAUGUUGUUCAGAUGCAGGCUACAUUUCACGAUUUUUAAAAGUUUUUUUGAUUUGUGCAUGUAUGGAUAAACCAGCACAGGCACUGGUACAAAAUUUACCCGAGCCAACUGCAAAAUUUGGAUGUGGAAGAUGUGAAAUUCGUGGAAUGAUAAUGCGAACUAUCAAAGCUACUCGUCGAGAAGAAAUCGAAAUGAUUGGAAGUUUAAAUAUAUUCAGACGUGCAUGCUUACAACUUCAUGAUUCAACAAUGAAUAUUCAACUUCAAAACUACGUUGAAAAUAUGUUGUUUGGCCGUGGCUAUUACGAGUCAUCAUCAAGUGCGCCUCAAACUCUACAUUCAAUACGAUCCAAUAAUAGAAUCUCCACUUUAUUCUCAAAUAAAAAUCUUCAGUUUUUCAGAACAAUCAAGAUCGGACGUGUUCGUUAUACAACUGCAGACUACUCAAAAUCAAAGGCAGUUGACGAUUCUGCGGUUCUAUUUAGAAUUCAACAUGCAAUUUAUUUUGGUUUAAUAACUGCUAUAUUUAUUGAUGGAGACGGUGAAAUUUUACUUGAACUAUGGCCACUUUCUGAUAUCAAAAAUUUAUCAAUAGUUGCAAAUGGCCAAAAGAUCGGUGUAGAAUCAAUUCAAGAAGGAAAAUUACAUAAAAACAAUAACUAUUAUUAUGUACCAGUGAAUGAUAUCAUUGAAAAAUGUGUCUACUGGAAAAAAAACUCUAGUACAGUUUGUUUUUUUCGUUAUCCUAAUCUUGAAGAAUCCUCAUGA
This is a messenger RNA of Rotaria sp. Silwood1, 2538 nucleotides long. The record is from the annotation of a GenBank genome assembly. Lineage: Eukaryota; Metazoa; Rotifera; Eurotatoria; Philodinida; Philodinidae.